Messenger RNA from Xyrauchen texanus (razorback sucker), 3254 nucleotides. RefSeq names its product chromodomain Y-like protein. The transcript is spliced from 7 exons. The record is from RefSeq and is a predicted model, not a curated record. Gene Ontology annotation, molecular function: transcription corepressor activity. The coding region runs from base 310 to 2100 and encodes 596 amino acids. Lineage: Eukaryota; Metazoa; Chordata; Actinopteri; Cypriniformes; Catostomidae. Gene Ontology annotation, cellular component: nucleus.
GCGCGUAAUCAGCACUGCCUACGGACUAGUUUACGGUAAUUCUCUCUAAAAUUGCUGCCUGGAUCGAAGAAAGUGCUGUUUUGGACUUAACCGGGAAUGUAACGCUUAGCUAUACCGAUAAUGUUGUUGGUUAGCUCUUGACGGCGUUAACCGGAGAUCUAGACAGCACAGAGAUCCUCGGUGCGGGUCAAGCACAUCUCACCCGACAAACUGAAAAAAGGAGGAGAGGCCAAAAAGACAACUGCAACUGGAAGAAAAAAAGUGUCUACAAUCCUCACGGAUUCCCACAACGUCGAAGAUUAUCGGGACAUGAUGGCCACGGAGGAACUAUACGAGGUGGAGAGAAUAGUGGGUAAACGGAAGAACAAGAAGGGGAAGACCGAGUACUUGGUCCGCUGGAGAGGCUAUGGCUUUGAGGGAGACACCUGGGAGCCAGAGAGUCACCUGUCCAGCUGCGUUGAGUUUAUUCGUGAAUUUAAUCGUCAGCACAGUGAGAAGCAGAAAGAUGGAACAUUACUACGUUCAACACGUGGCGCUCCCAGCACAACCGGAGGCAACACUAGCAUCAAUGCCCGCAAACAGAUCAGCAGGCCUCGUCAACCCAGUAGUGGUGUGACUCCUAGUCAAGUGAAGACCUCUCCACCUUCCCCAAGCACACCCUCCAGCAGCUCCACGAAGCGGCUUCAGCAACCACAGCCUUCACCAGAAUCCAUCAGCAGUGACGCUAAAGCAAAUUCACAGCAUCAGAAGAACAAGCAUUCAGCUAGCAUGAGCAGCACUGGUGUAGCAAGCACAAUCACUGAUACAAUCCCAUUGGCAUUGCCAACUGCAGCCCCCACUAUGAGUGCACUACGCCGUAGUAUGGACCUGGUUAAAUCUGGCAUAAAAAUUCUAGUGCCAAAGAGCCCGAUGAACAACCGCACUGACACAGAGGAGUCUCCCAGUGAGGCGGCACACAGUUUGGAACAGGGAGGGCAAGAGCCAGAUGCAGUUCCUCCUGAAGUUGCCCUGCUGGAGAAACCUGCUGGAAUUGUGCGUGUACCGGGAGAGGAGCGGGCUCGUAUGGGUACGAGGCCCAGGACGCAAACAGCCCUUCCACCGCCACAGAUCCCCAUUACACCAGCUGCUGUGCGCACAUUAAACGGGAAAGGAGUCACUACUCUCAUGGAGGCAUCAUCAGCCAAUGGAACAGCCAUUACACAGAGUGGUGCAGCAGGAGGGAUGGGCAGCUCGGGGCUAACAGGAAAACGCCGUUUUGAAGACCGCGCGUCUUUUGACAAGCGCUUGCGGUUCAGUGUUCGUCAAACUGAGAGUGCAUACCGCUACAGGGACAUUGUAGUUAAGAAACAAGACGGCUUUACACACAUUCUGUUUUCUACUAAAACCUCAGAGAACAACUCACUGAAUCCUGAUGUAAUGAAGGAGGUUCAGAGUGCCAUGGCCACAGCUGCAGCUGAUGACAGUAAGCUUGUACUACUUAGCGCUGUGGGAAGUGUCUUCUGCUUUGGCCUCGACUUCAUUUACUUCAUCAGACGGCUCACAGAUGACAGGAAAAAAGAAAGCAUCAAAAUGGCAGAGACAAUCAGAACAUUUGUCAACACAUUCAUUCAAUUUAAGAAGCCCAUCAUUGCUGCUGUGAAUGGACCUGCUAUUGGACUUGGAGCAUCUAUCUUGCCCUUGUGUGAUGUAAUCUGGGCCAAUGAGAAAGCUUGGUUCCAAACUCCUUACACAACUUUUGGCCAAACCCCUGAUGCCUGCUCCUCCGUAACAUUCCCUCUUAUCAUGGGAGUAGCCUCGGCUAAUGAAAUGUUAUUGAGUGGGAGGAAGCUGACAGCUCAGGAGGCUUGUGCCAAAGGACUGGUAUCUCAGGUUCUGUGGCCAGGGACCUUCACACAGGAAGUCAUGGUUCGCAUUAAGGAGCUAGUAUCUUGUAAUUCAGUUGUUCUGCGUGAGUCCAAAGCGCUGGUGCGGAACAUUAACAGGGCUGCCCUGGAGCAGGCCAACGAGAGGGAAUGUGAGGCACUUAAGAGGGUCUGGGGCUCUCCUCAAGGCAUGGACUCCAUACUCAAAUAUCUCCAGAAGAAAAUAGAUGAAUUCUAAGUCAUUCAGUUGUCCAGCAGGUGCCAAAACCUCAAUUUUCAUCUGCGGACACCAUCCUCAAGUGCCUGAUGUUGAUGCCAGAGUUGAUUUAUUAAGACAAGGGUUGUCAGUGGUGAAUCUUCAUUACAACAUUUUUUAGUAGGAUUUUGAUGGAACUCCUCAACAGAGGAAAACUGGCGUGGUUUAGCCCGCAUCUGCCUUCGUCCAGGAUGUAUUUCCUUUUUAUCAGACUGCAAAAAAAGCAGCGUCUCUUUCUGCUACUCUUGAUAAUGAACUUGGUGCAAAAUUUUUAUAAAUCUUGCACGUGUUUCUCUAGGCACUGUGCAGAAGGAAAAAUCUUCUCUAGCGUUCAUGUGAAUUCCUGUCAUCCUUCGACUCUAGCUCCCCAAAAGUAUGACUUGUCUAAAAAUAACUGUCCCGAAAUGCUUUGUUAUAUGUAAUAUGGUUUUGAAUAAUUUUGAACACACCUCUUAUGCAGUUGCGACUGAUUGAGAAAAGAUGGUAAAGUCAGUGUAACUUAUGAAAUGGAUGCUUAAGACUUGAAUGAGUUGAGGUUUUGUGUUAGUGUGUGUGUGCGCGCCUCAGUUUGGUUACCAGUAAAGGGAUCCUUUGCCUAAAGAUUCUGUCAUUUACUCACCAUCAUGUACUUUCAAACCCAAAUUAAUUUCUUUUUUGGAACAAAUAAUGUCAGAAUAUUUCUUUUUGGGUUGAUUUUUCCAUUAAGCAGGCCAAUAUUAGAAUCAGGUCAUUCAUAAGCAGUUGGUACUCUUUAGUAGGUACUUUUAUUACAUUGUCUUUGUGACUAUAAAAAUCACCCAAGUCUUCAGACAGAUCUUCAACAUUUACAUUGGUAAGCCUUUUGUAGUAAUUUUGACUUUAUGAAUUGAUACUCCCCUUUGCCUGCUAUAUUAAGUCAAUACAUUUUGUGGCAACAUCAGGCAGGCAUUGAUGGCAAUACAAUAAUUUUACAAAUGCAUGGAAUUUGGCAUCAGUGCUGCUAUAGCACCAAAUUAAGCAGACCUGACAGCUUACCAAUUCUUACUAAAACUUAUUUAAACAUGAUUAUGCUCAAUUUAAAUUGGUCAUAAGAUGUAAGUGAACAAAAUUGAUAAUCAAGUUCAUGUGAAUUAGCAGGAAUUAAUUUAUUUGUAUGU